AAUAGGAGACGAAGCCUGCUUUCGCGCUCGGCCUUUCGCGGCUGAACGAGCGACCAAUAGGGGCCGCGGGAGCUGGAGGCGGAGCAGCAGCAGCGGCGGGGCGCUCGAGCGACUGCAGUUGAGGGAGAGUCAGGCCCGGACGCCUGGGUCCCUUCCCUCCCCUCUGUGGGGAGGACAUGUCCCACCAGGAAGCGAUGGACGUGGACCUCGCGCCGGCGGCCGAGGAGCCCGAGUCGCCAGCCGCCGCCAGCCGCCUUCAUGAACCGGCCGCAGCAGACGGGGACGCCUCGACGUCCGGGGCGCCUCGGCCGGCGGCUUCUCGCUCUUCAUGGGGCGCCUUCGUUGGGGAGCGCGAGCCGCGGAGGCCGCCGCCGCCUCGGGCCAGGAGGAACCCGCCUCGGCAGCAGCAAGGACCGCGCGCUGCCUCAGCCGCCUCCUCCUCCUCCCAACGGGCCUCCCGAGCCAGGUCCACAGCACCAUUGGACAGUUAUUUCCAGAUCAACAGGACCCAAGCAACAGCAGCAUCACACAUCCUAGCAGGUCACAGUGGGAACAGCUCAGAUGAAACUGUGGUUCUAAGUGAUUCUGAGAGUAACAGCAGCAGCAGCUCCACUGAGGAGGAAGAGGAGACAGUGGAUGCCCUUGAGGAGGCACCUGGGCCAGCCAACUUGGGAGUUUCUGAUGCAACCCAAAUGGAGCCUCCUGGAGGGGAUUCUGUUGGACCAGAGCAUCCUGAUGCUAGAGGUGCCACUGCCCUCCAGAAGAAGACAACUCCAUUAAAGAGAACUCACCUAGCUGCUCCUCUGGCUCCUCUGGGUGAGGAAGAGGAGAGUGGUGAUACCUGUGCCAUCUGCUUUGAAGAGUGGACAAAUGCUGGGGAGCACCGUCUUUCUGCACUGCGGUGUGGGCAUCUCUUUGGCUAUAGCUGCAUUGAGAGGUGGCUGAAGGGACAAGUGGGCAAAUGCCCACAGUGUAAUAAGAAAGCCAAGCGCUCGGAUAUAGUAGUCCUUUAUGCUCGUACUCUGAAAGCACUGGACACCACUGAACAGGAACACAUGAAAAGCUCUUUAGAGAAGGAGCAAAUGCUACGAAGGAAGGCAGAGCUGGAAUCCGCACAGAGCCGCCUCCAGCUGCAGGUCUUGACAGAUGAAUGCAGUAAACUUCGGCAGCAAGUUCAGGAAUUAAAGGCCCUGAUGGCUCGCCACAACACCCUUUCCUCUCAGCAGCCCAGCAACUCUCGCUCAUGCUUUCCAGGCUGCCUCUCCUCCAGCCAGGGCCAGCACAAGUACCAUUUUGAGAGGGCCACACUAGUGUCUCAGGUGGGCAACUGCCGGGUUAUGGCAUACUGCGACCCACUGAGCUGCCUUGUAGUGUCACAGCCAUCUCCACAAAGCACCCUCAUUCCUGGCUGUGGAAUUAAGAUGAUGAGUGCAGUCAACUCAAAGAGCAGCCAAUAUGUCCCCAUCCACAGCAAGCAGAUCCGGGGCUUGGCUUUCAGCAACCGUGCAGAUGGCUUGCUAUUAUCUGCUGCUUUAGACCAUACCCUCAAGCUUACCAGCUUGACUACAAACACCGUUGUGCAGACGUACAAUACUGGUCGACCUGUCUGGAGCUGCAGCUGGUGCCUGGAUGACACCAACUAUGUCUAUGCUGGCUUGGUCAAUGGCUCUGUCUUGGUGUAUGACCUACGGGACACAAGCUCUCAUGUCCAAGAGCUUGCUCCACAGAAGUCCAGGUGCCCUGUGGUGUCCUUAUCUUAUCUUCCCCGAAUGGCCUCUGCCUCACUGCCCUAUGGUGGACUGGUAUCUGGGACACUGGAGGGAGCCUGCUUUUGGGAACAAAAGGCCAGUGGCUCUUACCGGCCUCACCACCUCCUCCUGGAACCUGGAGGUUGCAUUGACCUUCAGACAGAGGCCAGCACACGGCACUGCCUUGCAACAUUCAGACCCAAUAGAAACAACAACUGUUUACGGUGUGUGGUGAUGGAGCUGACCUCUACUCAGCUGACUGAUGGGACUGAGGAUGUGAUCUGUUCAUGUCGUCCAGUUCAAACUCUUACUGCGGGUCCAUCGUGCAAACUCCUGACCAAAAAUGCCAUCUUCCAGAGUCCUGAAGAUGAUGGCAGUAUUCUUGUGUGUGCUGGGGAUGAAGCAUCAAACUCUGCCAUGCUCUGGGAUGCAGGGAGUGGCUCCCUGCUGCAGAAACUCCCUGCUGACCUUCCUGUGUUAGAUGUCUGCCCUUAUGAGGUGAACCGCAACAGCUUCUUGGCUACCUUGACAGAAAAGAUGGUGAAGAUCUACAAGUGGCAAUGACUGUCUGCUGCAUGCUGCCCCAAUGAGCUACUCUCUGAACUGAACCAAUUUCCCACAAACCAGCUCUGCUGCUAACUGGAUUCUAGCUGCCUUGAGUGCACCCUGCCAACAUUGCAGCACAAGCAAAAUCUUGCUCCUUAGAACAGCUCUCUCCCAUGCCCAGCCCACACAUUUGUUCCUUUUUAAAUUUAUGGAUUCUUGUUUCCACCUCAUCUUAAAGGAAACUACUUUUACCUUAUUGUGGACCCUGUGCUUUUCUGGCUUUACUGCCUAGGCAGAUGAUGGGGCCCUUCUGAGAAAGAUUUGGCUGCCAGUUUAUAUUUCCUGGAAACUUACCAUUGACCUUGGAUGAAGAUCAUGAUCUCUGCUCUUCUUGUGAUUUUGGAGGCUUGUGGCAUGGGCAAUGCUCCUUUAGCAGAAGACUGCUUAAAUUUUUGUUUCAGGCCAUCUCAUCAUAAGAAGAUGGGACCUUGUCUGAAGUGAGCUGUUCAAGUUACCUCUCUGGACCAUGACUGGGCUUGGUAAAAGGUGGUGGUGAAGCCUGGUGGGAACUGGCUGCUAAAAGACAUUGUGAAUAAGAAAAUAUAAUUGUGGCCUGAUGAAGAAUGGGCAACUUCAGGUAUAAAUAUGUUCCUGUAAGACUUCCCAUAGACCUCCAUUGAGAACUGGACAGAGUGCUGUGCCUGACAGAUCAUUGGGAGUUGAAACAUGAAGCAAUUUCAGAACUCUACCAACUCUAUUGACAGAAAAAACCAUUUGCUGGGAUUGUUGGUGAUUCAUCUUCCGCUAUCAAUCAAAAUAGGAUCAAAUAUUUCAUGUAUGUAUUCUUGUCCAAGGCUAGCGAUCAAGAGAGUGAUGCAAAUUGCAAGACCAAUGAGGGUGGUUUUUUUUUUUACCUUACCUGAAGCCAGUAGAAAUUGCACCAUUAUGUGCUGCCUGAACUGAUGGGUUACUAUACAGAAUUACAGAACAACAUUUCUAAAGUUUAACUGUAUGACCGAUCUGUCUAAAAAUGUACAUGUUUCAAUUGAACUGUGCUUUGUGUGUGUGAUACUACUUUUAUAUGCAACAGGAAGAAUAAAGAAUGUUUAAUAUAUACAA
Messenger RNA from Lacerta agilis (Sand lizard), 3413 nucleotides. It is a transcript of the gene RFWD3, whose product is annotated as ring finger and WD repeat domain 3. Gene Ontology annotation, cellular component: nucleus; site of double-strand break. Gene Ontology annotation, biological process: protein ubiquitination; double-strand break repair via homologous recombination; interstrand cross-link repair. The transcript is spliced from 12 exons. Lineage: Eukaryota; Metazoa; Chordata; Lepidosauria; Squamata; Lacertidae. Gene Ontology annotation, molecular function: protein binding; ubiquitin protein ligase activity. The coding region runs from base 177 to 2312 and encodes 711 amino acids. The record is from RefSeq and is a predicted model, not a curated record.